AUGUCUCAUGGCCACAUUCACCGCGGGGCCGGGUGCCACUGUGCUGCCAAAUGGGGGGAGCCGCCAGAGCAGCGCAGCCCAGCCUACGGCCUGUACCUGCGCAUCAACCUGGAGCGGCUGCAGUGCCUCAAUGAGAGCUGUGAGGGCAGUGGCCUCCUCAUCUUCAAGCUGCGAGAGGAGCGGACAGACGGCUCCAAGUUUGUUGAAAAUGAUGCAGAUGAACAGCUUCUGUUUAAUAUUCCACUUACAGGCAAUGUCAAGCUCAAAGUCAUCAUUAUAAUGGGAGAAGAUGAUGACUCACAGCCCUCUGAGAUGAGACUGUACAAGAACAUUCCACAGAUGUCCUUUGAUGAUAUAGACAGGGAGCUAGAUCAGACCUUUAGUCUGAACCCAGAUCUUACGGGGGAAGAGUAUACUACAGAAAUGUCUUGUUUUCCAAAUGUCUAUCCUUUCUCAAUUCAUAGUUCAAAAAACUUUGGAGCCGAUACCACAAAGGUCUCUUAUAUUGGCCUGAGAGGAGAAUGGACUGAGCUUCGCCGACAUGAGGUGACCAUCUGUGAUUAUGAAGCAUCAGCCAAUCCAGCCAACCACAGAGUCCAUCAGGUUACCCCACAGACACAUUUUAUUUCCUAA
Messenger RNA from Rangifer tarandus platyrhynchus (Svalbard reindeer), 633 nucleotides. Lineage: Eukaryota; Metazoa; Chordata; Mammalia; Artiodactyla; Cervidae. The record is from the annotation of a GenBank genome assembly.